Molecule: messenger RNA, 1419 nt
Organism: Geodia barretti
Lineage: Eukaryota; Metazoa; Porifera; Demospongiae; Tetractinellida; Geodiidae
Source: the annotation of a GenBank genome assembly
AUGUCCAUGACCGGCGCCCCGCGCGCCGUGACGGCGGAACCGCCCUCCGCGGUUCCCGACGACGUGCAGGAAAGACGGGCCGUCAUCAAGGUCAUUGGCGUCGGCGGCGGCGGUGGCAACGCUGUCAACCGGAUGAUCGAGGCCGGGGUGACCGGAGUGGAGUUCAUUGUCGCGAACACCGACGCUCAGGUUCUCGAACUGUCAAAGGCCCCGGUGAAGAUUCAAUUGGGAAGCGAGCGCACCGGCGGGCUCGGCUGCGGCGGCGAUCCGGAGGUUGGGAGGUCGGCGGCGCGCGACGACAUCAACCGGCUCAUCGGCGUGCUGGCGGGCGCCGACAUGGUCUUCAUCACCGUGGGUGAGGGAGGUGGCACCGGCACCGGCGCGGCGCCGGUGGUCGCGUGCGUGGUUCAGGAGAUCAAGGCGCUGUGCGUCGCGGUGGCGACCAAGCCGAUGACCGUCGAGGGCAAGCGCCGGAGGGCGACCGCCAACGACGGAAUCCGGGAGCUUCGCGAGUUUGUGGACACCCUCAUCUGCGUCCCGAACGACCGGGUCGUGGAGGUGUACGGGAACCUCAAGAUCCGGGAGGCGUUCCGGUGUGCCGACGACGUGGUGCGCCAGGCCGUUCAGGGAAUUUCCGACCUGAUCCAGGUGCCGGGAGAGAUCAACCUGGACUUUGCCGACGUUCGUUCCGCCAUGCGGCUCCGCGGCGACGCGGUGAUGGGCAUUGGACGGGCCUCGGGCGACAAUCGCGUCGAGGAAGCGACCGAAGCGGCGAUUUCCUCGCCGUUGCUCGAGGACACCUCGAUCCAGGGAGCGGCGAGCAUCAUCGUCAACAUCACGGGCGGUGAGAGCCUCACCCUGAACGAGGUCCAGCGCGCCGUUGAGGUCGUCCGCGACGCGGUGGCUCCCGAAGCGACGGGAAUCUACGGAUCCGCGGACGCGGAACCGGGAGACAACAUCCUGAUCGGGACCGCACUCGACCCGGCGAUGGACGAGACGGGCGAGAUCAAGGUUACGGUGGUUGCCACCGGCUUCCCCGACCGAAGCCGAGCGGGAGCGACCCCUCACGACUUCGCCCGUUUCACGAACCGCGCGAACGGUACGUUUGGAGCCCGGGGAGCGACCCCCGCGUCCGGCCGGGCCGGGCCGGUGGCCCAGAAAGAUGCGGCCUCUACCGUGAGAGUCGGCCGGACCAUUCCGAAACUCGGGACCCUUCCCACCGUCGCCGAUUCCGGGCCCGACCGCGUGAAAGCCGUGGGAAGCGACCCCGGGGCGGGCCGGAAAAGUGCUGCGGCCAGUGCUCCGGGCGCCGGCAGCACACACCUGAUAGUCGAUGAGCCCAUGCCCCUUCCCGAGGAUGUGGGAGACGACCGGUGGGGCGACCUCGAGACGCCUGCCUACCUCCACCGCCGCCGGUAG